Molecule: messenger RNA, 2055 nt
Organism: Lecanosticta acicola
Lineage: Eukaryota; Fungi; Ascomycota; Dothideomycetes; Mycosphaerellales; Mycosphaerellaceae
Source: the annotation of a GenBank genome assembly
AUGACCGCCUCCACCGGAGCCACUCCUGCUACCUCGUCACCACAAACCCCGAAGCAUGAAACAUCGCGACAGGAGCCGCCCACAGAGCCAAAAGAGAAGUUGACAUGGCAGACGGUCCCCAAGGAGAUGAAGGAGAUGUUCGUCGAGCGCGUGGGUCACACGAUAUCGUCACGCCAGAACGCAAUGAGCCGCAGACAUGCUAACCCACUUUGGCACAGAUAAUCCGACCAGCCGAUCUCAAGAACGUCUGCCUCGUCAACAAAGAGCUUCAUGAAAUCGCCGUCCGCUUCCUCUACCGCAAUGUCGCCCUCGAUCUCGGCAGUCCUAGCGAUACACGCCUCUCCUCCUUCCUCAACCCCAAGAACAUCGGCCUCAAGCAUAUCCGCCAGCUGCGCCUCUACCUCGCGACCGUCUACGACAAAUGCAACCAAGAGCAGCAGGCUCAGUUCGCGACACGCAUGCUGCUGGAGUUUCUGCCCGAGGAUGUGCUCGACGAGUUCAGGUAUGCUACGGUGCCACCAGACCACAGGGAUGAAGAAGGGUGAAUCAUAUACUUGUAUGGAAGUGGUCUUGAAAAGCGACGAUGCUAACAACUGGUAUAGUUGGUGUCCGUGGCGCCCUUUCUCCGCUGAUAACCUCUUGCUCCUCUACCGAAAGCAGCGCAAGAUGAAGUGGCUCGAGGUUAUGGACCUGGACCGCAACAUUCUGCCAGAUCUGAAGAAGGACACCCGUCUGACAUCUACCAUGUUCCAGAACACGAAGAAGCUGGCUCUAUAUCCGGAGAAUCGGGAGACGCUCGAUCUGAGCGGUUUCUUCGUGGAGAAGACUAAGGAGCAACUGGAGGAGCUCAUCGUACACUGCAAUUUUGCAUCGCUGGGUGAGCGGGAGCGAGAGACCCUCGGCAAUCGCGAGCUGAACGACUCAGCUACGGGGCCAGGUCUCGUCUCCAACACCAUCUUCAGCUGCAUGACGCCCUUCGACAAGUGUGAGCCGUUCAAGAACCUCAAGUCGCUGCGACUGCACAGGAUCAGCCUGAGGUAUUGCGCGGACACCUGGUGCAAGUUCAUUAACUUCCACGACCUGCAGUAUCUUCGCAUCUACCACUGUUCUGGAGCCGACUCGCUGUUCGGUCAACUAUCGAAGGCAUCCCAUCUCCCGAAGCAGCUCAAGGUACUAGAAUUUCAACAUCGCGACAACACCGAGAAUGAAGCUCUUCUAGCUUUAGAUGGUUUCCUAUGUCUUGUAUCCGGCAUCAAGGAUCUCGUCGUCGAUUUGGAGAACACCAAGGCUCUGCCAGCUUCAGCCGGCAUCGCCCGACACGCCAAGACGCUCGAGCUUCUGAACGUGCACGGCACGCAGGACAGCAACCAUUCAUCGACCAUGACACCACCCGAUUGUGACGGCGAUGAGCUGGUUUGGGACUUCGACGACUUUGAGAAGAUCUGUAAGGCGUGCACCGACCUGGAGCAGCUAUCCUGCGCAUGGCCGAGCACGAGUCUGAUUCGGUCUCCGAGCGAAGAGUGGAAGUCCUUCGAAAAUGCAUGCGGUAACCUGCGCAAGCUGGUCACUCUCCACAUCACGACAUGGCCAAACAACAAGCCCUCGACACAACUUCUCCCCCGCGCCAUCUACGAGACUAUGCUGCAAGCAUUGGCGCAGCGAGGUUUCGAGCUGGCCGCUGGCACACAUCCUUCGCUCAGCAUCCCGCAGCCGCCUCCAGACCCCGACGACGAAGACUCUGAUGCCGACACCAACCAAUCUACCCCCUCUGACUCCUUACGGCCCGCCAAACUUCGUCUGAUAGCUUUCGGCACUUCCGACAAGAUCUACGAACGCGAGGACUCCAAGAACCAGAUCAUCUACCUCCGAUCUUCGUGUCUGGACGCAGAGGGCAAGCAGAAGGUCUAUGCCGCUCCGGUAGGCUGGUGUCUGCGACAGUUCGUCGAGCCGCGCAGCGAAAUUCUUGACUUCGUACUGCACCAGAGCGACCGAUCGAACAAGCCGCCCUGUCGAGACCAGCAGGAGACCAGCCGAUGGGGAGACGACGACGAGUAA